AUGAAUAAAAAGUGCAGUUCUCAUCCAGAAGUAGAAGAGAAUUAUAUUUGUAUUAAAAAAAAUAGAUUAUUGGAAAAAGAUAGUUUGAACUAAAAAAAUAUUUUGAAAAAUAAUAAAAGUUCAUUACUUAGUUAGUUGAGAAAUAAAACAAAAUUCUGUCAGAAAACAUUAGCAAAGCAAUUAAAAUAUUAAAUCAAUAAUCUGUCUUGAAUAAUCAAAGUAUCGAUAAUUUUAUUAUAUUUACAACUAUGAACGACAAAAAGUAAUAAUUUAUUGAAAAUCAAUAUUCUUAAAUUAAUUAAAUUUUAGAAAGUUAAUUCAAUUAUGAAAUCAAAGAAUUGGAAUUCAGAGUUAGUUAGAUAUCAACUUUUGAAUUUCAGAUUCAUGGUGUUCCUGAUUAUGAGAAGGAAUAAUUUCUUAUUCAUACAGUUGAAAAAAAAAAUUUUAAAUGUGAAUUGCAUGGAGAGAAAAAAAACUAUAUAUGCACACAUUAAGAUUGUUUAAAAUAAUAAGAAUAUCUUUGCUAUGUGUGUGCAAGCAUUAAUCAUUAAAAACAUAUUUAAGAUGGUUUUAUAAAAAAAUAUCAUGAGGUUAAGAAGUAACAGAAUGAUUUGCAUAAAAUAAUUAAUGUAAAAAAGAAUGAUCUCAAAAGAGAUGUUAAAGAAAAAAUUGACACAUAAUUAAAAGUAAUUUAAUAAGAAAAGUUGGAUAAGUGUUUAUAAUUUGAAGAAGUCAAGGAAAAUUUGAAAAUCUUGGAAGUUAAAAUAACUAAUCUUAUUAACAAAAGUCCAACAUAUAUCUAUAAAAAAAUUAAUUAAGAUUUAUUAGGAUUAGAUGAUGAAAUGAUCGAAAAAGAUUUUUAAAAUAAAAAGGAUGAAUUAAGUUAAUUAAUAAUAAAUAGUAAAUUUAUGAACAUAGAAUAAUUUAAUAAUUCAAUCGAAAGUUAUGUUUAAGAAAUACCAAAAUAUAAGUAGGAAAUUGAAAAAUUACACAAAUAAGCUGAACAAAAAGAAAUUCAAAUUUAAGACUUACAAAAUGAAUUAAAGAAUAAUUCAAUCCAGAAAAAGAUUGAGUAAAUUCAUAAUUCUUAAUAAGUUGUUAUUUCUUAAUUAUAAUUUUUAAAAGAGGCAUAGACAGAAUAAGAAAAAUCACUUAAUUAAUAGUUCGCUACAAAAUUAAUAUCGUUAGAACAAUCUAUAAAAAGUAUUAAUGAAAUCAGUUAAAUAAAGUCUUUGUUAGAAGAUUUAGGUAAAACGACCUAAAAGUCAGAUCAUAUAAGGGAUUAAAAAGUUCUAGAUUUAUAAUAAAAUAUCAAAAAAUCAAAUGAUAAGUUAGAAAUUCUUUCAUCUUUGUUUAAAUCUUUUAAUAUUGAAUUAAAAAAGAUAAUUUAUGUAUCAAAAGAUGAAAUAAAUAAAAUCAAUACUGAAAUUUAAAAAUUACAAGAAACUGUUACUGAAAGCAACUAAAUAGAGUUUUUGUAAUAAGAUUUAAUUAAAAACUCAAAAACAUUAGAUUAUAUAAAGGAAAAAAUGAUUCCAGAUUUAAAAUUAGUUGUCAACAAUAAUUCAAAUUAUGGAAUAGCAUAAGUAGUAAAUACUUUAACUCAUAAUAUGAAUAUUUAAAUAAAUAAAAUGAUUCCUUUAAUUUCAAACCAUUUUUAAUAGAUAUUAGGACAAUAAGGUUAGUUUACUAACAAUCAAUCUUCUUAAAGUUUUUAAGGGUAGACCAAUAAUCCUAAUUCUUAACAAAAUAAUAUGAUGAUGUCAAAAAUAAAUUAUUAGCCAUAUUAAUAAUGUUAGAUUAAUAGUAAUGUGAAUAAUAAUUUUUUAAGCAAAUGA
Messenger RNA from Paramecium sonneborni, 1838 nucleotides. NCBI's taxonomy places the organism in Eukaryota, Ciliophora, Oligohymenophorea, Peniculida, Parameciidae. The record is from the annotation of a GenBank genome assembly.